CCAAACUUUGUCUAGAGUGAGAGCGAACGGGCCCGUGACGUGGGGCAAGCCUGAGCAGGAGACGAGCGUCGCUGCCCCAGGCCUCGCGCAGGCACUGGCCUCGCCCUUGGGAUAAAGUCCGCCCAGGUUUUCUAGCGGGAUUUUUAAGACUUUUGUUGAUCUGGCCGCAGUCUGUCAUUCAUUCAUUUAACAUUCACUGAACACAGUAGUAGGCGCUGGAAGGAGAGAAGUGAGCAAGACACACAACUAUUCCUACGGUUAGGAUGGCCACCGGCUGGGGGAGCCUCUUGCAGGAGGAGCAGCAGCUGGAGGAGCUGGCGCGGCAGGCUGUGGACCGGGCCCUGGCAGAGGGAGUAUUGCUGAGGACCUCACAGGAGCCCAGCUCCUCUGAUGUGGUAAGCUAUGCCCCAUUCACGCUCUUCCCCUCACUGGUCCCCAGUGCCCUGCUGGAGCAGGCCUAUGCUGUGCAGAUGGACUUCAACAUGCUGGUGGAUGCUGUCAGCCAGAAUGCUGCCUUUCUGGAGCAGACUCUCUCCAGCACCAUCAAAAGGGACAACUUCACUGCUCAUCUCUUUGACAUCCACAAGCAAGUCCUGAAAGAGGGCAUUGCCCAGACUGUGUUCCUGGGUCUGAAUCGCUCAGACUACAUGUUCCAGCGCAACGCAGAUGGCUCCCCAGCCCUGAAACAGAUUGAAAUCAACACUAUCUCUGCCAGCUUUGGGGGCCUGGCCUCCCGCACCCCAGCUGUGCACCGACAUGUUCUCAAUGUCCUGAAUAAGACCAAAGAAGCUGCCAAGAUCCUCUCCAAUAAUCCCAGCAAGGGACUGGCACUGGGGAUCACCAGAGCCUGGGAGCUCUACGGCUCAGCCAAUGCUCUGGUGCUACUGAUUGCUCAAGAGAAGGAAAGGAACAUAUUUGACCAGCGUGCUAUAGAGAAUGAGCUACUAGCCAGGAAUAUCCAUGUAAUCCGUCGAAGGUUUGAAGAUGUUUCUGAAAAGGGGUCUCUGGACCAAGACCGAAGGCUGUUUAUGGACGGCCAGGAAGUUGCUGUGGUUUACUUCCGGGAUGGCUACAUGCCGAGUCAGUACAGUCCACAGAACUGGGAAGCACGCUUACUGCUGGAGAGGUCAUGUGCUGUCAAGUGCCCAGAUAUUGCCACCCAGCUGGCUGGGACUAAGAAGGUGCAGCAGGAGCUGAGCAGAAUGGGUGUACUAGAGAUGUUGCUCCCUGGCCAGCCUGAGACUGUGGCCCGCCUCCGUGCCACCUUUGCUGGCCUCUACUCACUGGACAUGGGUGAAGAAGGGGACCAGGCCAUUGCUGAGGCCAUUGUUGCCCCUAGCCAGUUUGUGCUAAAGCCCCAGAGAGAGGGUGGAGGUAACAACUUAUAUGGGGAAGAGAUGGUACAGGCCCUGGAGCGGCUGAAGGACAGCGAGGAGAGAGCCUCCUACAUCCUCAUGGAAAAGAUUAAACCUGAGCCUUUUGGAAAUUGCCUGUUACGGCCUGGCAGCCCUGUCCAAGUUGUCCAGUGCAUCUCAGAGCUAGGCAUCUUUGGGGUCUAUGUCAGGCAGGGGAAGACACUUGUGAUGAAUAAGCAUGUGGGACAUCUGCUUCGAACCAAAGCCAUCGAGCAUGCAGAUGGUGGUGUGGCAGCAGGAGUGGCAGUCCUGGACAACCCAUACCCUGUGUGAGGGCACAGCCAGGCCUUGCCCAGACUUUGCUCAAGAGACCAUCUCUCCUUCAUACUUGUCAUUCCUCUCCUAGCCCCUCUGAGGGGCUUCCCUCCCUGUACCUUGACAAGGCUGGUCUCUUCAGUUCACAGAAGGGUGAAUGCUGAGUACCUUCCCCCAGCCCUCCCAUCUAAGGACCAGAAAAGCUGUGUUUCCCUUAGGUGAGAUCUAGAGGCCCCUAAAUCCUCAGAGUGUGAGUAUAGCUGAAAAGAAGCUGAUUUGAGGUAAUGGUCCAUAACCCUGCCACCCUCCUGUCAGCCCCUCAUUAGCCUUUCCAGCAGUUUCCAGUGUUGGACUUAGGAUAGGACUGAGAGGUAGGAGGAGUGCAGUGACGGGGCAUAGCCUUUCCCCACCUCUGCCUUAAAUAAAAUUACAUUGCCGAUUCUAUGA
Molecule: messenger RNA, 2117 nt
Organism: Canis lupus familiaris (dog)
Lineage: Eukaryota; Metazoa; Chordata; Mammalia; Carnivora; Canidae
Gene: GSS
Product: glutathione synthetase
Exons: 13
Coding region: 264-1688 (474 amino acids)
Biological process (GO): glutathione biosynthetic process
Cellular component (GO): cytosol
Molecular function (GO): ATP binding; glutathione synthase activity; glutathione binding
Source: RefSeq, a predicted model, not a curated record